Molecule: messenger RNA, 1014 nt
Organism: Erythranthe guttata (spotted monkey flower)
Lineage: Eukaryota; Viridiplantae; Streptophyta; Magnoliopsida; Lamiales; Phrymaceae
Molecular function (GO): ureidoglycolate hydrolase activity
Source: RefSeq, a predicted model, not a curated record
AAAAUGAUAAAAUAUAAACAAACUCCAAGUAAAGUAUAAUUCCCACUCAUUAGUUUGGCAGCCACAUGAAUAGCCUGCCAAUUCACCACCUGCCACCCAAAUCCACCACCACCGCCGCCGCCGCCGCCUCAUACACCGCCAUCUCCAGCUUUCUCUCAAUACCCAAUUUUUCUGCCGGACCACAAUCAUACUCCCUUCAUCGUCGCCGAUUUCGAAUCAACAAGUCCUUAUCACACUCAUCCUCGUACAGUAAUCAGAUGGCCGCUGCUAACUCCGACGAAAUUAGGGCGUCGCCUUCUCCGACGGUUAUCAGUCUGAAGCCCAUCGAAGCCACCCCUGAGAGCUUCCAUGAAUUCGGUCAGGUGAUAGUUGCCUCGCCGGACGGCGAUGAAUUUGGGCCGCGCGACGCACAGCUCGACCUCUCCCAUGGAAUCCCUAGGUUUUACAUAAUGCAUCUUGAGGACAGACCACUCGAGUUUUCGACAAUUACACACCACGCCAGCGUGACACAGUGCCUAGGUUCUAUCGGUGGUCAUGUUUGGUACCUCGGAGUUGCUAAACCAUCCACCAUUGAUCCAAGUGAAAUUACGGGAACCGUUGGAUCAAAUCUCGUCCAAUCACACUGUGGACAUUUCUACGCCCCUCCCAAAAUUGAUGAUGUUCGUGUUUUCAAGAUUGCGGGCCCCACGUUUUUGAAGCUGAAUCGGGGUACGUGGCAUGCUGGACCGUUGUUUCUUGAAAAGACAAUGGAUUUCUAUAACCUGGAACUGAGCAAUACUAAUGUGAUCGAUCAUACGACGCAUAAUUUUGCCAAGAAGAACAAUGUUAUUUUCUCUUUCGUUGAGUAGCAGUUGUCUGCCGAUGUUGAAAAUAUUUGUAUCUUUGUUUUUCUGUUGUUGUAUGAAACUUAGCUCGAGUUCGCAAUUUUAGCAAUAAGGAAAAUAGUAUGAUAUGUACAAGAAGAUUAUGAGUUAUGUUCUUUUAUCAAAGCUCAAUUCAGUUAAAAUAAACCAA